This is a messenger RNA of Xyrichtys novacula (pearly razorfish), 20953 nucleotides long. The record is from the annotation of a GenBank genome assembly. NCBI's taxonomy places the organism in Eukaryota, Metazoa, Chordata, Actinopteri, Labriformes, Labridae.
GGUUGUACUUCGGUCGUGAGAAAAAAAACUAAGAUGGCGUCUCGUCAAGAAAGAUAGGAUGGCCUGAAGAGAGUGAUGAUGUUGGUCGGAAAAUGAUUGAUAACGACACCAUUGAUAAAGUUUGAGACUCUCGUUUAUGAUUAAACGAACCCGUUUCGAUCCUAUGUUUUUGACACACCGGAGCGUAUGGAGAACUGAGCCUGAGAAUCGGGUCAACUUUGCUAGCAACGGUCGCUAGCCAACUGGACCGAACACAGCUGGCCAACGUUAGCUAACCACCAAGUCAUCACAACAACAGAGGAGGGAGAGAGCGGCCACUAGCCCUAUCAAACCCCGGGACAUCGAGGUGUCUUCGGUCAGUCAAUGGGAUGCAAUGAGACACUGAGAUAAACAAAUACCUGCAUGUUGCAUUUAUUUACGCUUGUAGCUUCGUAUGGGAUUACAUGGCGUACGUCUACAUGUAGGCUGCUUGCGUCUAUAUUUGCUUAGUUCUGCGGUUAAAAAUGUUGAUGUAUUUUCUAUCACUCAGUGUUCAUAAGCUAACUAAUGCUAGUUUCCUGAAACCGUGGAAGCAAUGGGCUUGGGCUGAAAAAAGUGAAGGCCUUUGGUGCUAGCGUUAGCAGUAGACGGCCUCUGAUAGCCGAACAAUGAACCCAAAUAGACCUAAUAUUGUCCUGGAGAAGAGUUUCUGUGACACCGAGGUAUCCAACACUUUCUAAAUAAGACAAGUGGAGAUAUUCUUACUUCUUUAUUCAAGUAUUAUGGCUUUCCCUGGGAGGUAAGGUUAUUUUAAUCCCUAGUUCUUCUAAGUCAAGUGGCUAAUAGCUAAUAGUUACAGCUAACUGUUAUAUACAUUAUUGAGUAUUAUUGUAAAUGUAAAAAUCGACAUUUAAGAUGAACCUAUAUAGUGUGGUUAUUGUGUAAAAGCUGGUUGAGUAACACAGACAAGCCCACUUGUGAGCUGUGAUACCUUUAUGGCCUCCUAUACCUCAGGGUUCAUGGCCUUCACGCCAUUGUUUGUCUGAAGGCCCAUGUUGAACCAGAUCUCUGGAUCCAUGCCUCCCAGUCUAGUAUUGUGUUUCAUUUCAUAAACAUUUAAAAGAAAAAUCCACCUGGACUAAAAAUCAUUGACCCCUUUGUGAAGACUCCUUAGAAAGCAGAGCACAUUGCUCAAGAACCAAAACACAUGUUGCAAUGAUGAUAUUUGUAAUCUUUUUAUUGUUGACGUGAAAGGUGGCUGAUACAGUAUGAUUAAACUUUUGACCCAUUUUGCCUUACUGGUUCAGUAGAGCAUGGCAUUUGUUUUGUUGUGUCUGCUGAUGGGGGGAGGGGUUUCAAACAAGGACCACUCUUGAAUGAAGGAAAAAAAACUUCAUCCUGUGAAUCCCCAUGUUAAUUUUUGUUGUUGACCUACAUAUGAAGUAGUCGGAUAAUGAUGGACACCGAAACUCGAAGAGGAAGUAACAGCCUGAAAUUUAAAGUUGACGUCAUUGAAAUGCUCUGCUCUGACAGGAAGUGACAUUUUUAUGGGAAAGGCCGUAAACUUUUGUAAUAUGCUCCACUGGCUUUUUUUCUUUUUUUUAAACCAAAGAACAGUAGAAGGUGCUCGAUUGUGGUGUCAGCCCUGAGAAAACUUCUGAAUUUGUUUAGACUUUAUGUAAAAAGCAUCUAGGAUAAGAUAAGAGUUCAAAUCUUGUGUUUUUAUCUCCAAAUAAGAGCAGUUUUUUGGGGGGGAAAGGGUGCUGUGUUUUUAGUGCCGGACCUUUUAGUGAUUCUGUUCAUUGACCUUUUAUUUUGCUUUGUUCAUUUCCCACUUGUCAGGGCAAUGGAAGGGGAAGAGUUUUUACCUCCUCCGGAGUGUCCAGUGUUUGAGCCAACAUGGGAGGAGUUCCGGGAUCCCCUGGGCUACAUCGCCAAGAUACGUCCGAUUGCAGAAAAGUCUGGAAUCUGCAAAAUUCGACCUCCACAAGUAAAUAUAUGUGUUUGUUUUGUGAUUCUGAGCGAGAAAUAGUGAGUUUGCUGUGUUCAGACUGGGUUUAAAAUAUGAGUCACAGUGAUAUAUGAAGUUGGUCAGUUUUGAGGGGGUUCCAUUGUGCUCAACAAAGUCCUCUCUCCAUUACCAUCUGUUUCUCAUUUUCAUACAAGCUAUCUGUACUGCUGCUGAACUCAGUCGCUGUAAUGUUUGUAAUUGUGAGGUACAGACGGACUGUCUGAGUACAACAUGGAUGGACCAACUGUCCACAACCUGUGUGCAAACACUACAGUUACCCUCACUAUCAGUGCCUCAUUGUCUUAAACUGUGGAGUCUUUUUAAUCAGUCCAGAACUUCCUGAGGCUUACUCGCUAAGCAGUCCAACACCAUUGCCUCAAAUAGAUGAUUAUGAGGUAAUGGGGGAGAAAAGCUGCUAGACUUGAUUCCGGCUACAGCAACAAAGGGGAGGCUUGCUUCUCUGAGCACCAUCUUCUGGGUAAUCUACCAGAAUGCAAUAAAAUGCAUCUCUCUGCAUUUUAUAUUUGUUCUCAGCUGUUAAAGCCUCGAUACCUGCUCCAUUCAGUGCGAAUAAAAGUGUGUGAAUUAAACUCUGUUCCCCUUUUUCAGCAUUUAUUUCUACUGUUUGUUGUUUUCUUAAUCAAAUUACAUGAAGUUGUUUUAGUCUGUGUGAUUAUUAAGUUGGUGGUGUGUUUUUCUCUCACACAGGACUGGCAGCCCCCGUUUUCUGUGGAGCUGGAUACUUUCCGCUUCACACCCCGCAUCCAGAGGCUCAAUGAGCUGGAGGUAAGUUUCUUUUUCAGCGGUGUUGGAUGGUGUUCAGAGUUAACCGACACUGUUGAUGGUGAUCGUGAGGUUCUGUUUGUUUAAGGCGGAGACCAGAGUGAAGCUAAAUUAUCUGGACCGCAUCGCCAGGUUUUGGGAGAUCCAGGCAUCCUCCCUGAAAAUCCCCCACAUUGAACGGCGCAUCCUUGAUCUCUUCAGCCUUUCAAAGGUAGAAACUGAUAGAAGCACAUUCAUAAAAUAGAUGUAUUCCACUCCUUGUCUUUGAUUUGACCAGAUGCCUCCCUGUUCUAGAUUGUUACUGAUGAGGGAGGUUUCGAGAUGGUUUGUAAGGAACGGCGCUGGGCUCGUGUGGCCCAGAGGCUUGGCUACCCUCCCGGCAAGAACAUCGGCUCUCUGCUACGCUCACACUAUGAGAGGAUCGUCUACCCGUUUGAAAUGUUCCAGUCUGGUGCCAGCAUGCCGGUAUCUUUCUCCACAUUUUUUGUCUCUCCCUUUAGAGUUACCUAUAGAUAGCAGCCAGAUUUUGUUUAUUUGGAAGAGGUUGUAUAUGUUUUUAUGUAAAUCCUCUCCUUUAAUGUCAUUUCCAGCCGUGCAAGCCAAAGCACUAUGACGGUGAGGAUGUAGACAAAGAGUACAAGCCACACUCCAUCCCCCUGCGACAGUCCGUGCAGCCUUCCAAGAUGAGCAGUUACGGGCGCCGAGCGAACCGCUGUCAGCCUGAUGUGAGUGACUCUCCAGAAUUUGCAUAACUCCGUGCCCAGUAACCUCACACUGAACACACUCGGUCGCUCGAUUGUAAUUUCCUGGAUCGCAUUUCUGUGUUUGCCUUGACACCUCAGGAUCGAGCAAAAGAUAUGAAAAACCGGUGGAAAAAAAUAACAUUUUUGUUUCCAUGGUUACUUCUAAAUACCACUGAAACUGUGUGGGUUUGAUCCGUCAGAGAGGAGUUUGAUGCAGCAGUGGCACUGGAUGAAAGCUGAAUGUCAAGCUGCACAUGAUUUCAGCAGCAGAUAGACGGGCUGUUUUCAUCUCGGUUCUCUUUUUCACUCCUAGUUUCUCUCAGUAAUGAAAGCACACAUUAAAACCUGCACCACUCCAGAUGCAAAUAAGUAUGUUCAGUUUAAAAUAGUCUUGGGUAAGUUAACAUUAAACUCAAGUGUAAAUUAGGUUUUCUUCAGGGAUCCAACAGUGAAUAUCAAAGUUACUAAUGGUUCUGUGACAUUUCGAUGUUAUCGUGUUCACUCUUUAGUGCCAGCUGAUUCAUCGUCCUUCCUCACAGCCUCACAAAAAAGACAAACUAACAAUCUACUCAAGUGUUCAUUGGAUGGCGAUCCUGUAGCGUAUGCCAUGCUGUCAUGUUAACUGUGCAUAUCCAUGUGCCCUUGUGUUGUGGUAACCGUGUAGUGAGUGGAAAGAUGUGACAGUGCACUCAGAGCGCAUCCCAGCUUUGCUAAGUCUCCAUUCUGCCGCCGCUGCUGCUGCUUAACUCUGCUGUUUUUGCUUCCAGCUUUUCAAAGGCUUAUUAUUUUGUCCUCUGCUUUCUCUAUUUUUUUCCACUUCCUUCACCUCCCAGGUAGACACACAGCUGUGUGUGUUUCACACGCCUCAUAUUAUCACUGAACUUUUUUUUUUACAUGAGCAACUAACACGCAAAACAAGUUCUGGACCGGCCCACAUUCUCAUGCUUGUUAGCUGUCGAUGCUUAGAUCGUAAACAUUCAUGCACACCAGUGGAUUUGAGUUUGUGCACCACUGCAGAUGUACAGCUUUUUUUUGCUUUUAUUUGUUUAUUUGCAGGCUUGAGAACAAAGUCUAAAAGAAGAAGAUGUUAACAUAUAAUCAAUGCAAUCAGCAAUCAGAUAAUUAUAUGUUACAGGUAGUAUGAUUAGGUUUGUCUCCUAGUUUCCACAGGGCAAUGUCAUGAUGUGAAUGUUUCUUAAUCAGCACAUGAACGUAUUUAAGAGAACAUCAGCUGGAAUUAUAUUUAAAUAAACUAAAUAGGGCUGGGCGAUAUUGGAAAAACUUUAUCACUAUAUAUUUUUUUCAUAUCAGUCGAUAUUGAUAUCACGAUAUAAAAAGAAAAUUUAACAGUGAUUAUUGGUAUCAUGUCUUUUGCAAUACAAUAAGCUACAGCAUCUAUGAGGUCAUUGUGUCUCUUCGUUGCGCGAGAGAAAGCAGAAUGCAUUGCGCGUGCUCUGCCGCGUGGCGCUGCUUUAGGUGGUGAAAAAGAUUUGAGGUAUACCCUGAUUUUGCGAGAACAUGUACUCAACAUAAUUUGCAGUACACAUUAAUCUGCUCAAUGUCUGACCUCAAAAAACCAAAAUACCUCCACACCACCGAUGUUUUUGUGCCAGUUUUGUCAACAGUAUCAUCAUCUGUUUAGCCUUCAUCUGCAUUAAUUUUCGAUAUAUAUCGGUAUCGUUUUAUCGCCCAGCCCUAAAACUAAAGUUGGAUUACAAAAGCAAGAGGAGACAUCUCUUCAUGUAUGUGCUUAUAGCUGAGCCUUUAAUACCCCUGUGAGUCAGGUUUCAUGCACCAUGAAGAGUCUGCUGUCAGCUUAUACUUCUCAAACAGGAAUUCAUUCAUAACAGCCUGGUAAUGUGCUGGCCCGUCAGGCUGAAAACAAACUAAAAUUUUAUACAUAUGUCCCCGAGUCUUUGUAUUCGGCCUGAUACCUGUCCCGCUGUAACCUUUUUGUCUCAUGAUGUGUCCCUGUAAUAUUUCUCCUACAGCUUCUGGCUCUGUUUCCCCCGGGCUCUCCCCCCUUCCUGCUUCAUCUCCUUAUUUCCUCUUGUCUUAGUUUAUUGUUGCUGUUAUUGUCUCCCCUUGCAGGGUCCAGAGGAUCUGGCCCCCCAUCCUCUCACCACUGGCUCUCAACUCAUCUCUGCGGUACUGCCUCGUGAGCGUAUAAGCUCACCUUCUGCCCUCCCCCCCUGCUCAUUUCCUGCCUCUUUUUCCUAGACCAACUCACCCCUGCUGAAGUUGUCUAGAUGAUUUUUUUCCUUUUGUUUUGAACUAACCACUAAAAUAUCUUCAUCAACAUGCAAUCAUACGCCUUGGUUAUGAUAGUGUAGGGGUGGCUAUAGCCUCAUGACUGUCAAGCACAUGAUGUUUCCCAUCUUCAAAUUCAAGACCAGAGAGAUUCCCAGGCCUGAUUCUUCAGUUCUUUAGCGUGUUUGUUAUGAUCAGGCCUGAAACUGCUGUUUUAAAAAAUGUUGGACAAAGGUGUUUGAGGUCUAACAGGUCCUAAACGAUCCAGUUUGCUGUUUGUUCUUAAAGAAACUCCUCAACUGCUAAACUCUCCGAUUAUCAGAUUGUCACCUCCGAUGUCUUCUCCGACUUCCUGUCUCUCCCUCAUGCUCCCUGUCUCUGGUUGUACUUGGCUUGAAAUGCUUGUCUCUUGGCUGUCUGUGUGCUUCUGCACUUCCACUGGCUUGCCUUUGCUCUCUGCUCAACUCUGCAGCUCAAGUACAGCUUCAGGAUUUUUCUUUUCGUGCACUCACACAGAAGAAGAACUUUGUAUUUUUUGAUUAUUUAUUUCGCUUUAAUUUCAAGAACAGCUCCGUCGUUUUUUAUUUAUUCGAUUGUUAGUUUCCAGAUCAGCUUUUUUAAGCCGAGAACACAGUUUGGUUGCCUUAUUCUCUUUGUUGUCUAUUGUGCUCAGAGUGAGAAGAGUCAGUGUGUCAGGAAGAGGAACCUCAGAUGAUUUUCACAGCUUAGAAUUGAGAGGAUUGAAAGGUGAUACAGCAGCCAAAUCGGACUCCUGUAUCUGUUCUCUGUUAGAAAGUCUGAAUUUUCUUUGAUCGCUUUGGGAUACUAAUGUCGUCACAUCAUGCAUAUGUUAGUUUUUUUUGCUAAGGGGAUAGUGUGACACAGAUGGGUGAAAUUUUAGAUAUUUUUUUUUACCUUUUUGCGUCUUUUUGUCUCUCCGUCACUCACAUGCACUUAUCACACCUUCCUCUGCACAAUCAGGUGUUCGUACAAACUGGUUUUGACACUUUCAAUUUGUACUCCUUCCAAAAUCACUCCAGCUGAAUCUAGAAUAUUCCCACAGAGCAGACUUGCAUUUUCAUGCUCUUGCUUGUCAUGCUUAGCUCUGCACACCGGAUCGUCAUAUGACCAAACAAGCAUGCUGGUUUAGAGCAGAUGAUGGGAUUAAACCAGACUCCAUCAAUCAGAUGAGAGGAUGUAACGUUUACAGACACAUACGCACAUUUAUUUGGAUCCAGAUUCGCAGCCUUUUUGUGCCUCAUUCUCACACAACGAUAUUAACCACAACUAGAUGAUAGUGCACACAGGAAUAGAGGAAGUGUUUUCAUCUGCGGCUCUUUCAGAUAAGCUCCAAACUGCUGGAGUAAGCACCAUAAAAGGAAGCUGAGAGACUUGAUAGUUAAAACCUGAGUCAAUUAGGAGCUUUUAUGAGCUCUGUUGAUGUCCUGGCUGGUAACUAAAAGCGAGAAUAAGACCUUCUAUGUUUCUACCCACAGUCAACCACACAUGUUGUGUGUACUGUUAGGCAGACAGGACAUACUUGAGAGUAUUAAUCUCAUAUUUUGACCUGUAAUCUCUGCAAAAUGGAUUUAGUGCAGUAGGAAGUCUUAUUUUAGGUUUUAAGCCAAACAUCUCAGACAUCAUGAUGCUUCCAGCUGCAAGAUGGCAGAUUUUACAGCAGUUCAGUGUAAACAGAUGCACUUCAAACAGGGGGGCACAUCCAAAGAAAGACCAAGAAAUAAAGUGCUGCCCCACAUGCAGCUGCACCAAAGUGUAACUUCAAUCAAACAGUACAGCACUUUAAAUUUCAUUUACUUAAAACUCUUGGAAAAAGAAACUAACCCAGCCUGAAGCCUAAACAUGUUAGAGUCAUAAAAAAGUAGUUCUAUAACUGCACAAGUAUGGCAUAGGGCUGAGCGAUAAACCAAAGAUUUACUCAUACAGAAAUUUACGACAAUAACCAACGUCAUUUUUCGCCUAUCAUAGGCCUGGGCGAUUUGGCAAAAAAAUGAUGAUAUAUUUUGCCGUAUCAUCCGAUCUCGAUUAUUAUCACAGUGACAGGCUGUGCAGACUCCGCUCACAUUUACAUGCUUUCUGCAUGAUCACUCAGGCAGUAAUUCUUCAAAUGAUUAAACAGAUCUGUUUUGUUGCUGGUUUUUGAGGGCACCGACUGCCGACAUACCUUACACAUCGGCUUUUUUGGAGAUAGCCAAACCACCGCCACACAACCGACGUUGAAUAACUUCUCAACAAUGACAUCUUCGGAGGAUGACUCAAAGUCACAGCUGACAACUAUUUUGCCGACCUCAGCUCCGCGUUUAGCUCCAUGUUCGGUCUUUCUGUUUACUUCUCCGGCAAUUUACAGAAGUGAACAGGAAAAGCUCGACUCUGAUUGGCUGUUGUGACGCACAUUUCUGCCAUGUUUGAUUGAGUAAAUAUGCUCACAGCUGAUCACUGUGAUCGAACUGAAAUUUAUUACGAUUGUCGAUCACGAUCAUAUUAUCGCCCAGUCCUACUGUAUCAGUAUAUUAGGUAUCAAAAAAAUAGAUGAAUAAAAGUUGGUUUUGGAUGUGUGAAGGUAGGCUAUGGUCUCAUGUCCCUUUAAGACGCUGUGACUCCACCCCAUCUAGUCCGUAACAAAGAGGGAAAGACAGGUGAGGAGAUGGAGGACGGUUCAAAGGUUGUAGCGGCUGAAGUAGACGAAGUUAAUGUGGGAGGGGGUGAGCAGCUUGUGGAGUAGUUAUGGUCAUUUAUCAAGGUGAACUGCUCAAUAUAUCGUGAUAUUGAUUUGAGGCUCUAUCGCCCAGCCCUAGAUCACACACUUUAAUGACUUCUCUGAUAUGAGGUGUAAUGGUUCUUUAAUAGGCUUGGAUAUCUGGUGUUUGUGAGGCAGCAGAUCAGUUAUUUCAGUCUGCCAGGAGAGCAGCAAGGGAGUCUGGGAGCUCAAAAACUAAUGGGCACAGCUGAGACCAAAGACAGUUUCACACUCUUGAGUAUAUUUGUCUUUGCUUUACCUUUUUACCAGAACUGGAAAACCACUCUAUGAUUUAUGACAGCUCUUUUCGUUUUCGACUUUUUACUUUCUCUGUCAUUUCCUUUUUUUAACAAACAGACCAAGAGCAUUCAAGGAUUUGAAUAAGACGGUCUCAGUUUUAUCCUGCCUUGACUGUAUGGUUGCUGGUGAUUGUGUGUUCUGGUGGUGGGCCUGACUCUGAACCCUCUGACUGAUGUAGGCUAACUUUUCCUUCACUCUCUAACCGAGUAUAAUCCCUUCUUGUGAUGCACUUGCUACGCUCACAUUUUUUUUCAACUGUUUGUUCCUCAUUUGGCCGACUCUCUCGCUUUGAUCUGUGUGCUUUGGAGAGUAGCUGUUUGUUUGUUUCUGCCUCUGUGGCUGAAAAUGUACUUUUCAUCUACAGCCUGAACCUACAGAGGAGGAUAUAGAGAAGAACCCAGAACUCAAGAAGCUGCAGAUAUACGGAGCAGGGCCAAAGAUGAUGGGACUUGGACUGGUGGCGAGGGACAAAGGCCUCCGGAAGAAAGGUAAGUACUUGGCUGUUGAGUUCAGCAUGUAUCGGCUUUAUCAGAUAAAUUGUGGGCAUGCAGGAGCUCGUGUUUGCAAACUUCCUGCAGCUUCAAACACUCCUUGUUCUUCUCAGACGAGCUGCCGCAAACUGUCACCGUCAAAGAAAACCCGUCUCCCGCUCCCGCCGAAGUUUCGGUCAAAGUGGAGCCACCGGAAACCCCGGAGAAGAAGAGCGACGGGAGCACGUCGAGCCCUGAGCCGCCUCCCCCGAGCCUCACGGUGAAGACCGAAGUGAAGAAAGAGGAACCGGAGGGAGAGAACGGGAAAGAGAAAGACGAGGGAGACGACAAAGACGGGCCGUUCACCAAAAUGACCAUGAGGCUGAGACGCAACCUUAACAACCAGCAGUGUGUAAGUAAACCCAGAUCAGUCAGUUGAAGAGUAAACAUCAUCCUUAAGGUCAGAGAGGGAGUUUCUUCUUCACGUUUCCCUCUCAUUUAAAGGUGGAUUCUUUCGUGUGUCGAAUGUGCGGCCGGGGAGAUGACGACGAGAAGCUCCUGCCGUGUGACGGCUGCGACGACAACUACCACACAUUCUGUCUCAUCCCUCCGCUCACCGAUCCUCCCAAAGGCAACUGGAGAUGCCCGAAGUGUGUGGCAGAGGUGAGGGAGACGGUUUGGAGAAAGAAGCGUAUCUCAGAGAUUAAAAAUAUGUCGAAAGGUUUCAUAACUCCUGGAGCUCUUGGAGAAGUCUCAUGUUUCUCCUUACAAACAACUUAAGUGUUUGGUCUGAAUCCCUUGAGAAAUCUGAUUACAUGUCCACUCUCCUCUGUAACAUAAAUAUAAGGACAAAAAACUGGGAGAAAUAUCUAAAAACAGCUCCUCGAUAAAUCUUUGUUGGACUCAUUUCAGUUUUUCUGUUUGGUGAAGUUUCCGCUGACUCUCAGGACACCGCAGACACACACUAUUGUCCGUGUUUGUAAUUUUCUGACUCUUUCAUUUCUUCUCAGGAGUGUAAGAAACCCUCUGAAGCGUUCGGCUUUGAACAGGCCACACGGGAGUACAGCCUGCAGAGCUUCGGGGAAAUGGCAGACGCCUUCAAAGCCGAUUAUUUCAACAUGCCCGUACAUGUAAGCGCGCACACACAGCAGGAGAUCACCUUUUUUUCACUACGAGGCGUGACUCUGCUCCGACUGGUGACAAUGUAAGACACUAAUCCACAGUCUGCUGUGUCGUUGUCACUAAAGAUGGUUCCCACUGAGCUGGUGGAGAGAGAGUUCUGGAGGCUGGUGAGCAGCAUCGAGGAAGACGUGACGGUGGAGUACGGCGCAGACAUACACUCCAAAGAGUUUGGCAGCGGCUUCCCAAUGAACAAUGGCAAGAGGAAGCUGACGGCGGAAGAGGAGGUAUGCGCAUUGUUGCUGCUGCUGUGACCUUUUGUGAACCGGUAUUUCCCGAUUAGUCUCAGAGAUGAAAGUGCAGAAAGAUGAAACGGUUGCCAAAGUGUUCAAGUUAAACUGAAAUCCACCAAAAGAACUUUUAAACACUUUACGCUAAUCUUGACUUUUGGCAAAUUUUGAUUUCUGAGUUAUUGUUUUGAACAAAAAUUUUAAGUGUUUGCUUUAAUUACAGUCAGUGAGAGGACAGGUGUGAUCCAUGGGUUAUAUUAAAGCUAAAAGGUUAGAUGAUAGGUAGGCCUGGACGAUAUAGAAAAAAAGCAUAUUGAUAAAAAAUAAAUCAUAUUGAUCGAUAUCGAUAAUUAUCGAUAUAAUUAUUAUAAUUAUUUAACAUAUAUUUUAAUUGCAGCCCUGGAUGUUUUAUGCUAUUGCUUAAUGACCUACUUUUAAUAAAGAACACACAAGCACUGAAUUCAAAUUCAAACCUUUAUUCAACCACCUUUUCAUUUUACCACAACUGAAAGUUUUUUUAAAAAAGAACUAAAAAAAAAAAAGAAAUCAACUUAAGUGGCCUGAGUGACGUCAGUAAAUACUGACAAACAUAAAGACUAAAGUGACCAGAAAAUCUGAUAAAUAAAUAUUUAAAUAGUCUUUUGAUGAAAAUAAACAAAACAAACAAAUAUAUAACAGGGUUUUUCCUGGCUCAAAUUGAGGCAGAGGUGGCACCAUCCUGACCAUGCGCCACGACGUGCAUGUAUUUGUAAAUUCAACCGAUUCACUUACUUUUACAGGCAACAUACUUUAAGUUAAGAGUUCAAAAAAGAGUGUGACCAUUAUUAUGUUAAAGCAUUCAUUUAUUAAAACUAUAUACAUACACAAAUCAGCUGGCAACUUUAAAUUGAAAGUACACUUCAUCCACACAUCUCGCAACCAGACAGAACAUUUCAGCCUCCUCUUUUUCAUUCUGUAGAACCUCCUCAUGCACUCCUUGUAGUCAAAGGCCUCCUGGUCUGGUCCAUCAACGGCCACCUUACAACAGACAUCCAAGUGCCUCUCCUUCAGUCUGCUCCACAGAGGUGUCUUCACCUUAAACAAAACAAUUCAUCAUGUAUUAAGUAUUUUUGUUUUUAUUCUGAUACAGACAUGAAGAGUGAUAGUGUUUUCAAUCAUAUAUAUGUAUACGCUGCAGUGUCCUCCCUAAAAAAAAAACGACAACCAAUUAUUUCUUAAACUAUCUAAACUAUGUUAUUUUAGUUUUUGUAACUUUAUUAGUUGAGUUUUUUUAGGUACUACCAUCUUUAAUAUACUUCUCCUUCUCUUCUGCUGCUUUGUGAAUGGCUGUCACCUCAUGUCUUUUUAAUGUGUCCAGCCUGUAGUUGGUUGAUGGCUGUCUCACUAAGGAGGCAGCAAUUGCCUGCUGUGUUGGGGCACAGUGCUUUUGGCAUAAAUAGCAGUGCAUGCCUUCCUCAGUAUGCCUGAGCCAGGUAAAUUGAUUGAGCCACUGCUUGUCAAAGCCACUGGCUCUGUGUUUUUGAGAAGAUCUGGAAAGAGGAAUAAAAACCACGUACACGUCGGCUUUGCGUUGUUAUGCUCCUGAUUGGAAACUAAUUAAUUAAUUACCCUCGCCUCGCCGACUCGUCCUGUCCUGCAUUCUGACCCUCGCGAUCACCAGUCCCUUGUUAAGUACUUUCAGACCUGACACAAAUUUCCACAUUGUCACCAACAUGAAUUGUAGCAUUUUAACUGCCUGUUACGUUUUUUCUCUGCUGUGUUUCACCUGGACUCUUGACUUUCCUCCUCGCGAGGUCGCUUUUUAAAGUACUGUCUGAUUUUGCCUGUCAUAUCUAAAACGCUAAAAACGGAGUAAACUUUUUUUUAAAUAAUAAACACGACAUGCUUGGAUGCAAAAAAGAGAAGCAGUAUUUACCUGUUUGUACCAUCCGCCAGGGAAAAUCAGGACGCCGAUAGCACCAACUAGCGGGAAAAAAACUUGAAAAAACAUGAUUCGAUCCGUUUCUUCUUCGGUAGAUGCUUCAGGUCUUUCCGGUGCACUGCUGUUGAUAUAGCGCCUCUAUAGUGGCGCAACGCUGCAACUGCAGUUAAAAUACGUUGCUGCUGCAUCGGGACAUAAAUCGCUCAAUCAACACAGCUGGAGCUUUACGCUGUGUUGAGCGAAAUCAAUCGCUCUGGCUGGGGGCGGCACAAAAUUAGGUGGAGGCGGCCGCCACGCAAUUUUGAACGCAGGAAAAACCCUGUAUAAAUAAACAGAAUAGCUUUAGGUGGGAAUAGCAUACUACCAGUUUUAACUGUGUGGGAAACUGCCCACAGCCUGGUGUCUGAACACUUAAAUAUUUCUCCCGGGGUCGGGAGAUUUAUUUUUUUUAAUUAUCAUGUGAUUGACUUAAUACACAAACUAAGCACGAGAAGCAGGACUUAUCCACGCCGGUGUUGUGUCGUAGAAUGCACCCCUGCCGAAUGCACCCCCUGCUAGUAGCCAUGAUCCAAAUACUCGCGUCUUUGUAAAAUAUGAGCUCAUUUGAACGUAUUUCCUCCGCACCCUUCUCACCUUUUCAACCCCUGACCCAUUUUCAUGCCUGAAGCGCUGUGUUUGAGAAAUACUUGCGGCCGGGCACUUCAUAUCGCGGGUCGAGAGUGGCUAGAAGCUGGUCGAAGCCAGGCUUUUCAACGGUAGUUAUUGGCAGUAUGUCCCUCGCUAUGGAGCAUGUUACUGCAUGGGUGAUGUCCUUAUGCCGCUCGGACGCUUUGUCGUAUUUUGGCAAGAAACAAAGUCCAGUUUGGUCUGCUUCACAUGCUAUGUGCUGGUGCUGGCAGCGGUUCCAGAGGAUUCCUCCUCCGACGACGACGUGGAGCCGCGGCGCGGCCGACACAGAAUCUACUGCUCUGGGCCGACACAGCUCGUACUCCUGCGGGUGCGAUCGGUUUAGAUGGUAAAACAAGUUGGUUGUGUUACCAGACUUGGUUUUUACUAAUUCUCCGCAAAUUUUGCAAACGACCGCUGUUCGCUUUUUGUCAGACUUCUAAAAACCAAAACAUUGCCAUGCUGGUGAACUACUGAAACCUUUUUUCGGGACAAUGUACUCCGCUUCUCCGUGCUGUAUCAUUUUUUCUAAUACACGUGCUGUCUGUUGUGGUUUGAUAGGGGCUGGGCUUGGUGCCGUAGCGUACCUGGGUCUGCGUUUGUGAUUGGUUAGGAGGAAGUAAUGACUGUAGUAAAAGCUACAUGAUAGGCUAUGAUGUAAAAGAAAGGGAAACUGUGUUUUUCUAUCGAACUUUUUAUCGACCCGUUUUUUUUCUAUCGCACCACACGUCUAUCGAUCGAUAUAUAUUGUUAUCGAAUUAUCGUCCAGCACUAAUGAUAGGAAAUAAAACGUGUUAAAAUUUCACUAAAAAGGAUUUUUAAAGCAGCUUAUAUCUGUUUUUUAGCUUUAAAAUAUGUCUACAUCUGUUUACAUGGGGUGUGACGUGUCAUGAUCUGCUAUUUACAAACACAAAGUGCCGAUUCAUAGGAGCAGCAAAUGUCCAUAAAAGCCCAGAGUUUUCCACUUUUGUGCCUUUCACUCCUGACUUUGCAGAAUGAACUUUUAAGUGCCUUCCACCUCUUUUCUUAUUGUUCUGUGGAGCAACGAGGAAUCCCAGACUCCUGCUGCUCCUCGUAGACGAUACAGAAAACAUCAUUAUUUCUUUGUUUUCCCUUGAAAAGCUGAUUUACGAGGUUUCAUUCUUUCGAAAGCGUCCUAAAGGGCCCUUGUUUCAUUUUCCGCCCGGUUUCGCGCCGUCGUGUCUCCUCCAAGGGUCCUCGAGUGAUCUCAAGUUAUGAGAGAGGAGGAAUGAGCGCGCCCCAAACAGCAAUGAAGGAGUGGAUGUUAAAAACAGAGAGAAUACACUUCAGCACUCCUUCAUUUCCAGUGGAGUCCAAUUAGCUCCGCGGUGAAAUCAGAUUUGAGUCAUUUUUAUUUUGAUCGGGCCGUUUUCCCACUUCUGAUUAGACAUGCUCUCACACAUACAGCAUCAGUAGUGACGCUCACUCCUCUGCUCUCAUGUUGUUUUUCAGGAAUACGCCCGCAGCGGCUGGAACUUGAACGUGAUGCCGGUUUUGGAGCAGUCCCUCCUGUGCCACAUCAACGGAGACAUCUCCGGGAUGAAGGUGCCCUGGCUUUACGUAGGAAUGGUGUUCUCAGCGUUCUGCUGGCACAUCGAGGAUCACUGGAGCUACUCCAUUAACUACCUCCACUGGUACACAAUCGAUUUUCUGCUUCUCUGGUGUGGGUUUGGUGUGAUUUUUGUAGCCGUGGGUUUGAACAAUAGCGGCUUGUAACACAGAUAAUACGAUUAUGUCACAUGUGAGACCUCUUUAUUAUGUUUUUUUUACCUUGUAGGGGAGAGCCGAAGACUUGGUACGGGGUUCCCUCUGUGGCAGCCGAGCGUCUGGAAGAGGUGAUGAAGAAGCUGACGCCUGAGCUGUUCGAGUGUCAGCCUGACCUGCUGCACCAGCUGGUCACCAUCAUGAACCCCAAUAUCCUCAUGGCUCACGGUGUACCGGUCAGUCUCACAGGGACACACACGUCACACAAGUUGGUUUGUUUUUGAGGACGUUUCUCUCUCUGACCGCUUCUCUUUGAUUUUUAAUUUUUAGGUUGUACGAACCAAUCAGUGCGCCGGCGAGUUCGUCAUCACCUUCCCCAGAGCCUACCACAGCGGCUUCAAUCAGGGAUACAACUUUGCUGAGGCUGUGAACUUCUGCACUGCAGACUGGGUACGACUGUCAGCACUGCAAAUCUGAAAUCAGGGUUUCAUAUUCCACAUUCAACAUCACGCUUUUCUGCUCUUCCUUAUCAGCUUCCUGCCGGACGUUCCUGUAUCGAGCACUACAGGCGGCUAAGGAGGUACUGCGUGUUCUCCCACGAGGAACUUACCUGCAAAAUGGCCGCCAGUCCAGAGAAAUUGGACCUCAACCUGGCUGCAGCUACACACCGGGAAAUGUUUAUUAUAGUUCAGGAGGAGAGGAAGCUACGGAAGAGUUUAAUGGAGAGGGUGAGGAGCGGAUUCAGACCUUAUCUGUGUGUCUCUGUUUGUUCAGUCCUUUCUUUGAUCCCAUCACGACUUGAAAGUUUGUAGCGGCUCUGCCAUGUCUGUGUUUCUGAGCGAGGACUCUGACCUGAAAGGAGACGAGUUCUCCUGAUCAGAUUUGAAUUCUCUGGUGGAGAGAUAAUCCUGUCAGCUGACGGUCAUGCAGCUGAUGAGCAGCUCGUAUGAUUUGAGCCAAACUUGACUCAGUAACUGGUGCAGUAAAUGUCACUAAAGUACAAAGUAAAUAAACGUUCAGAGUUUCAGAGUAAGUUUCGUGCUGUGCUGUUGUUUUAAAUUGUGUGUUUUUCCUGCAGGGCAUUACUGAAGCAGAGCGUGAGGCCUUCGAGCUGCUGCCCGACGAUGAGCGACAGUGUGACAAAUGUAAGACGACAUGCUUCCUCUCCGCUCUGGCCUGCACAAAUUGUCCUGAGCGACUCGUGUGUCUGUAUCACACUCAGGAUCUGUGCAACUGCCCCACUGACAAACUCUACCUCAGGUAUGUUUCUCUUAUUUCUAACCCUUAAGAGUGAAAAUUAACUUUUCAAUCCGGUGCGCCUUAUCACCUGAAAAAUACGGUAUCUUGUUUCUAGUCAGAUCUCUGCUGUUACUCUGUUAACCUGCUCUCCUUUUCCUCUGCAGGUACAGAUACACCCUGGAUGAGUUGUUAGCCAUGUUACAUCGAUUAAAGGUUCGGUCCGAGUCCUUUGAUUCCUGGGCUAACAGAGUGAAAGAGGCUCUCGAGCAGGAGGAGGGAAACAAGAUAGGUAAGAUAUCGACUGAUAAAAAACCUCACGAAUCCUGAUUUUGAGAAAAAAUAACCUUGAAACGCAAAUACAGGAAUCGAUGACCUGGAGAUGCUGAAGAAGGAAGCAGCCGAGAAGAAGUUCCCCGAUAAUGAACUUCUGCGGAAACUCAACACUGUCCUCAAAGACAUCGAGCGCUGUCAGCAGACGAGCACUGAACUCCUCAGCGGCUCAAAGACGAGGUUUGACGUUCACAGAGCAGAGAGGCACAUUUUCACUCUGCCUGCUCUGGUAUAUUCACUUUACCGUGUGUGUUUUUUUUCUUCUUCAGUGAAAGCAGGAUGACACUGGCUGAGCUGAAGUCUUUGCUGGAGACGAUGCAAAACCUGCCCUGUGUGAUCGAGCAGCUGGAGGGGGUGCAGGUGAGAAAACGCAGCAAACAGAGCAAACCGUGUCGCAGAUUUAACCUUUUUAUUAACCCGGGCGCAAUGUGAUCUCUCCAGGCGGUUCUGCAGACCGUGGAGGAAUUCCAGAGUCAGGCUCAAGUGCUGGUCAACGACAGGGACUGGAGGAGGGAAUCUCCGCCACCUGAGCAGCUGCAGUCCCUUUUGGAACAGGGCGCCAAGCUGCCCGUUUCAGUGCCAGAGUGUGAUUUACUCAAGGGCCUGAAGGAGCAGGGCCGCUGGCUGGAGGAGGUGAGGCACACACUGGGCACCGUCGGAGGGGAGAGGCAGGAGGUGACGUUGGAGGUGCUGAGGAACCUGAUGGAGGCAGGCUGCAACGUAACCCAGAGCGUCUCCGUGGAGACGGCCAUGGCAGAGCUGCAGGAGCUGCUCACAAUAGCCGAGCGAUGGGAGGAGAAAGCUCAGAUCUGCCUGGAACAAAGGUGAGACGAACAACAAAAUGUUCUGUGUGCUUCACCUGCUGCGGGGGUUUUCUCUCGCUGUAAGAAGCAGUCUUUCCUGUUUUUAAACACACUUCGUUCCUGUGGUUUGUUCUUCUAGGCAAAAGCACCCUCUCUCCACCCUGGAGGCGAUAGUCAACGAGGCCCAGCUCAUUCCAGUCAAGCUGCCCAACAUUCUGGCUCUGCAGGAUUGUCUCACUCGAGCGCGGGCCUGGGUAACAGACCUGGAAGAGAUUCAGGUGACAGAACCAACAGUGUGGCAGCUCUGAAAAUGAACACCAGAUAACUGUAGAUGCAGAAAAAGAAACAGUUUCUCUCUCUGCUGCAGAACGGGGAGCACUACCCUUGUCUGGAUGACCUCGAGGGUCUGGUGGCUAUCGGUCGGGACCUGCCGGUCUUUAUGCAAGAGCUCAGACAGCUCGAACUGCAGGUAGCCAGCGCUCACUCCUGGAGGGACAAAGCCACCAAGACCUUCCUGAAGAAGAGCAGUCCGCACAGUCUGCUCGAGGUUUGGAUGUUUUUCCUGUGUCCUGGUUGUCUGCUCAGAUUUUUAGAUAUUAUAUUUUAUUUACGUGUGCAAAAAGAAGUUUCUGAGAAAGUCUCUUCCAUGGUUUCUUCUGCAGGUAUUAUGUCCGUGCGCCAAAAGGAGAGGGAGGCGAGAUGAGACGGAGACCUUAGAUGAUCCUCUGGACGACUCUGAUACCAACACUUUGGGACUCUCUGCUCAGGACCUGAGGGACCCCGCAGCUAUAGUGAGUGUUCAGAGCUCAUCGAUUUCUGUUUAUUAGAUCUCUCUGAGCGCCGCUGAUGUCUCUGUUCUUGAACGUAAUCGUUUGGACCUGUCUCCAGGUGGUGGCGUUCAAAGAAGGGGAGCACCAGGAGAAAGAGGCACUACUGAGAUUACGGAAAUCCAACAUGUGUAAAUCCGGACUAAAAACCGCAGCUUUCAACGAGGACAAGGAGAACGGGAGGUGGGACGACACCAUGGAGACGGACACAUCCAGCCACUCAGAGAACUCUGUAAAAGAGAACGGGAACAGUAGCUACACCUGCAGCACCCUCCCUCAGGCGGUGUGCGUGUGUGGGGGGCAGCCCCGUGCCCCUCAGCUGCGCUGCCAUCUGUGCAAGGACUGGUUCCACGGUGGCUGCGUUCCCUUCCCCUCCCUGCUCCCCUCUUCAGGACCAACAGUGAACCCCCUCUGCUGGUGGGACUGGGACUCGUGCUUCUUGUGUCCGCAGUGCCAGCGGUCGCGGCGUCCGCGCCUGGAGACCAUCCUGGCGCUACUGGUGGCCCUGCAGAGGCUGCCCGUGCGUCUGCCCGAAGGAGAAGCGCUGCAGUGUCUGACGGAGAGAGCCAUCAACUGGCAGGGCCGAGCCAAGGAGGCCCUGGAGACCCCCGAGCUGCAGCGAGCGCUGGAGAGGCUGCAGGAACUCAAAGAGACUCUCCAGAGUGAAACGGAGAAAGAGGAAGAAUUGGACAAGGGGACAGAGGGGAGUUCAGUGAUAGUUUUAUCAGACUCUGAUGGAGGGGAGGGAGACGAUGGAGUCAUCGACCUGACAGAGGAGAGUUCCCCGAAAAAGAAGACCAAGGAAACCAACGGCAUACAGGUGAACACACUUCACCCUUAAGAUAUCUAAGUGAAGAUGUUUUUAACUUUUUAAUUAAAGCUGUUUUUUAUGCUCGUUCGCUCACAGGCGGGAUGUAGAAAUGGUAUCAGUAAGAAGUCAAAUGCGACAGGUAAGACUGUUGAUUCCAUAGUAACCAGAAAAAGCUACAAAGUGGCCCACAGGACCCGACUCUGAUUGUGUUUUUUAUUGAUCAGGUGUGGGGUCCCUGCUGCCCCUGCUGCCUUCGCUAAAAGGCCAGGUAGUGGAGCUCUUACCAGCCACCAGGGUCAAACUGGAGGAGCUGCAGCUGGAAGGAGAUCUGCUGGAGGUGUCCCUGGACCAGACACUCCUCAUCCACAGAGUCCUCCAAGCUGCUUCAGCUCCCCCGAGGGAAACUUUGCACACGCUCAUUCAGGUCGGGAGAAUCAGUCCCUCCAUUCAAAAAACGAUUCUGAUGUCUGAGUAUGGAGCUGGCCAGUUGAAUCCUCAUGUCUCCUUUCACUCUCAGAUCGAGCUUGAUGAGCAGAGGCGAACCAGCCGCGGACGACCCAAGGACUCCAAAAGGAAGAGGAAGGGCCACAGAGGCGGGGUCGGGGAAGAAGCAGGUGGGAGGUCACUGGACGCCUCUGAGUCAAAGAAAACCUGUCCUCUCAGCCGGAGCCCUUUCCCUCACUUACCGGUCCAGACCCAUCCAGAGGUAAACCUUCGCUUCACUCGUCAGCUGUUGUCUUUACGUUAUUGUACAUUAAACACGAUUGACAUCCAACUCUUUUCCUCUGCAGACAGACUUUGUGAUGUAGUCGACGCUGGAGCCAGAGUCGACGGAGAACUUGAAGGGACAGAUGGUUCUGUGCCAGAAAACAGUGUCAAGUUAUAGAAAGAUGCAGGACAUCCCCCCUCCCUGUCCCCUCCUGCCCCUCCUCAUUCCUCAUUUACACUCACAGACACUAACAGAGCGAUGACUCUUUUUCUACACUCCACUCUCCCCCAUCCCAUCCCAAACUCAGCCAUAUCUCACCCAUUCAAGAUUUUUUCGUUUGAUUUCAUCUCCCCUCCCCCCUCAAACUUUACUCUCCGCCUCUCCUGGAACACUUCCUCCCUGAACAUAUACAGACUGUGUUGGAGCGGUGUGUUUGGACUUACCACAGUAGGAGUGUGUUUGGUCUAGAGUUGUCUCUGAGGUCAGUCAGUAUGUCAAUGUAAUCCCCCGACUGUAUUAAAUGCUAGUUGAGCUGCAGCCUGUCCGAGCGCAGGCUGUGGCGGUUUCGUUUCACUUGAGCUCCCCCCCGUCGUUGAAGUUGGAUAAGCUACAGUUUAGUUCUGUUUUCGGAAAAACGAGCCCCGGAGCUGAGGUACAGCAGAAGGUUUUGUCAGCUGAUCUUGGACAACAGCAGCACCGUUGUUACACUUGUAUUUUUUUAUAUUUUAGUUGUACUGAAUCUUGUGUUUGAUGCUGUUUUUGAGGGGACACGCGUUUUGAAUAAACUGAGAAAAUUUUGGGAAGAGUUAAAAACAGGCAUUCAUGUUUUUGGUGCUACUUUCCCAAAAUGGAUAUCUGUACCUCUUAGCUUCGUCCUUCUCCUCCUCCUCUUCUUCUUCUUCCCCGUGAUGCCUUUUUUUUUCUUCAUUUUUUUUAAAAAACGCCCAUCCUUUUGACUCCUAUAUUUUAUGCCUCUCCAUCUGACCUCUUUUCUCCCCUCCCUCUUUCUCUCUCUUAAAAAGUUAAGGUAACUUCACUGUAACUCACUUUGUCACAAUUUAUUUUGUUCCUGGGUUCAAAUUAUAUUAUUAUUAUUAUUAUUAUUAUUAUUGAUAUUGCAGACACACAGUUGUCGUGAGUUUGUGUAAAAACUUUUCAUUUUAAUGUUGCCUUUGUUUCUUUUCACUCUUGUAGGAAAAUAAAGGUUUAGAAUUGUUUAGGA